Messenger RNA from Scaptodrosophila lebanonensis, 2612 nucleotides. It is a transcript of the gene Naglu, whose product is annotated as alpha-N-acetylglucosaminidase. The coding region runs from base 217 to 2514 and encodes 765 amino acids. NCBI's taxonomy places the organism in Eukaryota, Metazoa, Arthropoda, Insecta, Diptera, Drosophilidae. The record is from RefSeq and is a predicted model, not a curated record. The transcript has 2 exons.
CGGCAUUUGCGCUAGUAAUUCAAUUGUGCUCUCACAUUACUAAAUAGUAAAUAAUAGUAGUGGUGCACUGAUCUUUCUGAUACGCGCAUUUCAUAGCCACGGCCCCUAUUUUUAGUUCACGUUCAUUAUCAACUGCGGGUUGCUGUUAAGUUGAUGUCCACGGUCAAUUUUCCCUGCCAUGGUCAAGUGUGCGCGUAAUCGUGAAUAGGAAUCAGUAUGGAUCUAAUUUUGAAACUGUGUGCUGUUAUAGCACUCAUCAUACUGUUCGAACCUAAAGCUUUUGCAGCGCCUGGUCAAGAGCUGGCUGAGUCCUUGGCACCCAACAUCUCUCCCGACGUACAAGAACAAGCGGUUAGAGAGCUAAUUCAGCGGGUGGUGGGUCCAAAUGCCGCUAAACUUUUCGUCGUGGAGGUAAACAAACUAUUGGAAUUUCGCAGCUAUCAGAUCAGUCAGUUGGAUGAUGGAAAAGUACUCAUUGCUGGCUGGGAUGGAGUAUCAGUGGCCAAAGGCUUUCAUUAUUAUCUGAAAUAUGUGCUGAAUAAGGAUCUGGAUUGGUUCAAGACGCACAUUGAACUGCCACCAAAUGUGCAACUGCCAAAUGUCACAUAUAGUUCCCAAUCGGCUAGUUCUAUUAUUUACUAUCAGAACGUGUGCACCUGGAGCUACAGCUUUGUGUGGUGGAACUUUGGGCAAUGGCGUCGUCAUAUCGACUGGAUGGCCCUAAUGGGCAUAAGCCUGACGAUUGCGCCAAUUCAGGAGGCCAUUUGGCAGGAUGUUUAUAAACAGCUGGGACUAGAGGAUGAAGAGAUCGAUGCCCACUUGGCCGGGCCUGCUUUUCAAGCAUGGCAACGCAUGGGAAACAUUCGUGGCUGGGCUGGUCCACUGCCUCCAAACUAUCGGCGCCUGCAGGUUUUGCUUCAACAGCAAAUUCUGCAGGCUCAGCGAUCCCUGGGCAUGAGUGUGGCUCUGCCUGCCUUUGCUGGACAUGUGCCAGUGGCCAUGAGGCGCGUUUAUCCGAAUGCCAGCUACACGGAAGUCGAGCGCUGGAACAAAUUUCCCGACCCAUAUUGCUGUGGCUUGUUUGUGGAACCACAGGAUCCGCUCUUUAAACAGGUGGCCACACAUUUCCUGCAUCGUGUGAUUCAGCGAUAUGGCUCCAAUCACAUAUACUUCUGCGAUCCGUUCAACGAACUGCAGCCGCGUGUCGCUGACGCCGACUAUAUGCGUGCAACUGCUGCCCAAGUCUAUGGCUCUAUGAGUGCUGUGGAUCCGGAUGCUGUGUGGCUGCUUCAGGGCUGGAUGUUUGUGAAGAAUAUCUUUUGGACGGACGCAUUAAUAGAGGCCUUCCUUACAGCUGUGCCGCGCGGUCACUUGCUGGUGCUGGAUCUGCAAAGCGAACAAUUUCCACAGUACCAGCGCACAUUCUCCUAUUAUGGGCAGCCUUUUGUGUGGUGCAUGCUGCACAACUUUGGCGGCACACUGGGCAUGUUCGGAUCGGUGGAGCUGGUCAACAAAGGCAUCACAUCGGCUCGCCAAAUGCCCAAUAGCAGCAUGGUGGGCGUAGGUAUCACUCCCGAGGGCAUUGGCCAAAACUAUGUGCUCUACUCGCUGGCCAUGGAGUGUGGUUGGAGCCUGUCGAGGCUGUCCCUUGAUCAGUGGUUCGAUCAUUAUGCGCUGGUGCGCUAUGGUGUGAAUAAUUCUAAUCUCGCUCAAGUUUGGCAGCUGCUGAGGGGCAGUGUCUAUGCCUUCAAGGGUCUUAAGAAGAUGCGCGGCAAGUACACGAUCACACGACGGCCGGCGCUCAAUUUACAGCCUUGGAGCUGGUACAAUGGCUCUAGUGUUGUGCAGGCCUGGCAGCUGUUGCUGGAAGCACAUGAUACUAUACCAAUGGAGGACGACAAGUACGAGAUCUACCUGCACGAUCUUAUAGAUGUCACGCGUCAGUUUCUGCAGCAGAGUGCCGAUAAAUUGUACGUCAACCUUAAGUCCGCGUACCGGAAAGGUCAAUUAGAUCGUUUCGAAUAUAUCGCUGGUCAAAUGUUGGAGCUGCUGGACGAUUUGGAGCGUGUAUUGGCCAGCGGGAGGCAUUUUCUGUUAGGCACAUGGCUGGAGGCUGCCAAGCGCAUGGCUACUUCUGCUAAGGAGCAGCCACUUUACGAAUUCAAUGCGCGCAAUCAAUUGACAGCUUGGGGUCCUACGGGUCAGAUACUCGACUAUGCAAACAAACAGUGGUCAGGCCUGGUCCGAGAUUAUUAUAAGCCUCGCUGGGCCAUGUUUCUGGACGCUGCGACUCUGGCGCUGAAGUCCCACCAGGAGUUCAAUAGCAGCGCCUUCAAAGAACGCGUGGCUAACGAGGUGGAAUUGCCAUUUAGCAACAAGACUGAUGUCUACUCUGUAAAGCCGGAAGGUAAUCCGUGGCUCAUUUCACUGGAGAUAUAUGAAAAAUGGAUACGGCAUGCGCAGAAUUCACAAUUUCUGCACUAUAAUCGCUUGUUUGUGAAGAUUUUGGAUUAGUUUAUUAUAUAAAGAACGAUUAAUACAAGUUUAGUUUAGUUUAUUUGUUCAAUUUUAAAAAAAUACAAAAUUUUGAAAUAGGAUUUAGUAAAACACAA